Molecule: messenger RNA, 939 nt
Organism: Dioscorea cayenensis subsp. rotundata (Guinea yam)
Lineage: Eukaryota; Viridiplantae; Streptophyta; Magnoliopsida; Dioscoreales; Dioscoreaceae
Product: E3 ubiquitin-protein ligase SGR9, amyloplastic-like
Exons: 1
Coding region: 41-868 (275 amino acids)
Biological process (GO): protein ubiquitination
Cellular component (GO): cytoplasm
Molecular function (GO): ubiquitin protein ligase activity
Source: RefSeq, a predicted model, not a curated record
CACCACCACCACCACCUCCUCCACCGCCACCUCUGAAGAGAUGAUCAUGUCCUCUCUUCUAAACCUAAGCCCCAAUAACUUCUCCGAUCUCAUCAACUCCAUAACUUCCGACCUCCGCAUCCACCACCACCGUCUUCUCCUCCUCCUCCUCUCCCCUUCCCUCUUCUCCCAAACCUUAUCCUAUCUCCACUCCUUAUCUCUCUCUCACAAAACCCUUCUCCUUGCUCGCCUCCUCCUCUCCUCCCUCCAUCUCCUCUUUCCUUCCUCCUCCUCCGCCUUCCACCGCCGCCACCGCCUCCGUCUGCCGGACCUUGACGCCGCCAUCCUCCUCUUCACCAUGUGCCAAGUCUACACUCCCAACCACCACCCUAUCAACUGGCAUGCAACCAUAUCAAACUACAUACUCAACUCCACACUUAGUCUUUCCGGCCUUGGUUUGCAUGGCCUUAUCUCAAAGUACGUAGACAUGGCUGUCAAGUGUAGAAGACUAGUGGACGUAGCCAUGAGUGGAGGUCUUAUCCACUGUGAGAAACAAGUGGCUGCUUCUGUGAGGGUUGUUAUAGGGUUACCCUCUGUUCAGUGUGACAAAGAAGGACAGGAGUGUGUUGUUUGCAAGGAGGAGAUGGAGGUUGGCAGGGACUUGUGUAGGUUGCCUUGUGAUCAUGUCUUUCAUUGGAUGUGUAUUUUGAAGUGGUUGAGAAGGACUAAUACUUGUCCUUGUUGUAGGAUGGAGCUUGAGACUGAUGAUGUUUUCUUUGAGAUUGAUAGGAUUUGGAGGAAGGCUGCCGGAAUGUGUGCUCGCCGGUGUGCCACUUCCGGUGGUGCCAGUGGUGGUAAUGGUGGUGGUCUUCGUAGACAUGGUGUUUAAUUAGUGCUAGCUUUUGCUUAUACCGGAGGAUGUAUUGCAUUAGUUGUUUAGAUAUAUGAGCGUUUUACAAU